Molecule: messenger RNA, 1203 nt
Organism: Oikopleura dioica
Lineage: Eukaryota; Metazoa; Chordata; Appendicularia; Copelata; Oikopleuridae
Source: the annotation of a GenBank genome assembly
AUGGCCUAUCCCGGCAUAUGGGCGAAUUCUUAUGGCCAGAUGUACCAAGGUGCACCUGGCAAUAAUAACAACUAUGCCCAACCAGCUCAGUACCCCCCAAGCGCUCAAACUCCGGGUCAGCAGGCGCCGAUCCAAGCUAAUGGUCAACCUGAAUACGGAGCUCAAUAUUACGCCGCCCAAGGACACUAUCCAAACUAUCACAAUAACUAUUACGUGAGCAGUACUCAGCCUGCAUUGACGGCUACUUCCGGAAGUCAAGUAACGUACCAGUUGCAAGAGCCGCCCCAAGAAGCAAUGGGAGAGAUAAAAUAUACAAUCGAUGAUACAGACAGAAGGCGUGGCGGUAAGAAAUCCAAGAAGCGGGAAGAAAACGGCGAGAACGAAAUCGACCGUGUUUUCAUCUGGGAUCUGGACGAGACGAUCAUCAUUUUCCACUCCCUUCUCACGUCUUCUUAUGCCCAGCGCUACGGAAAGGAUACGAAUGCAACAUUGCAACUUGGGCUGAGGAUGGAAGAGCUCAUCUUCAAUCUCGCAGACAACCAUUUGUUCUUCAACGAUUUGGAAGAGUGCGACCAAGUCCACUGUGAUGAUGUCGCUGCUGAUGAUAAUGGACAGGAUCUCGCGAAUUAUAAUUUCCAGACUGAUGGUUUUCGAACAGCAAAUGCAGCAGGCGCUAUCUGUCUCGGGCCGGGAGUUCGAGGAGGAGUGGACUGGAUGAGAAAACUAGCUUUUAGAUACCGAAGGAUCAAAGAACUCUACGACACCUUCAAGGACAAUAUUCCAGAGCUCCUCUCAAGUCCAGUUGGAGAAGCUUGGCGGCAGCUAAGAACGGAAAUUGACCAGAGCACGGAUAACUGGUGUGCCCUCGCGCUGAAAGCGCUUAGUGUCAUUCAUAAUCGACCUGGAUGCGUAAAUAUAAUGGUGACAACAACUCAGCUGGUCCCUGCGAUAGCGAAGUGCAUGCUGUACGAAUUAGGGCCUGUUUUCAAUAUUGACAACGUCUACUCCGCAACGAAAAUCGGAAAGGAGAGCUGCUUCGAAAGAAUUAUCCAGCGUUUUGGAAAGAAUGUCACGUACGUCUGUAUUGGCGACGGGAGAGAAGAAGAGAUUGCUGCAAAAACGCAUAACGUUCCAUUCUGGCCAAUCUCGACGCACAAUGACUUGAUGGCUCUUCACCAAGCGUUAGAGCUUGAAUAUCUGUAA